UCUUCUUUUUUUUUUUUGUGAAAGAAACAUCUUUAUAUAUAGCUUAAUCUCUUCCUUAUUCAAAAAGUCUUACAUCUACACAACAAAUUCAAGCAAUUAACAACAUUAACAAGUCCAAAGACAAAACAAUAAUAUGAGUAUGGCGAAAUGCAACAUAUCCCUUGUUGUGAUUCCUCUCUUACUUCACAUCAUAUGCUUCUUGUUGUUCCCUCAUACCCUACAAUCACAAGAAAAUGGUUUUUCUCGUCAACCUUCUCGCGAAUUUGUCUUCACUUCUCAUGAACGCUCAGAUUCCGAUCCUCAACAGGUGCACAUUUCAUUGGUGGGUAAAGAUCAUAUGAGAGUGACAUGGAUAACAGAAGAAAAAGACUCAGAAUCUAUGGUAGAGUAUGGAACAAAUGAAGGUGAAUAUAGCAAAAAAACAAUUGGGGAACACACAUCGUACAAAUAUUUUUUGUACAAAUCAGGCAAGAUCCACCACGUGUUAAUUGGGCCUCUAAAUCCAAGUACAACUUACUUCUAUAGGUGUGGUGGAUUGGGUCCUGAGUUUUCCUUCAGGACACCACCUCUUAAGUUGCCUAUUGAAUUUGUGGUUGUUGGGGACUUGGGACAAACGGAAUGGACAAAAUCAACCUUAAAACACAUUGAUAGCAAAGACUAUGACGUGUUUUUAUUACCCGGAGAUCUAUCAUAUGCCGAUACCCAUCAACCGCUUUGGGACUCAUUUGGCCGUUUGGUGGAACCCUACGCAAGCCGUAGGCCGUGGAUGGUUACCGAAGGCAACCACGAAAUUGAGACUAUCCCUAUUAUUCAACCACACGCUUUUAGAUCCUACAAUGCUCGUUGGCCCAUGCCCUACAAUCAAAGUGGCUCAACCUCUAACCUCUACUACUCAUUUGAAGUUGCAAGCACUCACAUCAUCAUGUUGGGUUCUUACACUGAUUUUGAUGAACAUUCCAAACAAUAUAAGUGGCUUCAAUCCGACCUAGUUAAGAUUGAUAGGAAGAGUACACCUUGGGUGAUUGUUUUGUUGCAUGCACCUUGGUAUAAUACUAAUGAGGCACAUGAAGGUGAAGGCGAAAAAAUGAGACAAGCCAUGGAAGCGUUGCUUUAUGAAGCUCGUGUUGACUUGGUUUUUUCCGGACAUGUUCAUGCAUAUGAACGUUUUACCCGAAUUUAUGACAAUAAGGCUGAUUCAUGUGGUCCAUUUUAUGUGACAAUUGGUGAUGGAGGAAAUCGUGAGGGACUUGCAUUAACGUUUAAGAAACCUUCAAAUCCGCUCUCAUUGUAUAGAGAGCCAAGUUUUGGUCACGGAAGGUUGAGAAUGGUGAACGAAACACAUGCACAUUGGUCAUGGCAUCGUAACAAUGAUAGUGACACAUUUGUAGCGGACAAUGUAUGGAUGAAGAGUUUAAGUAGUCUCAAAGAAUGUUGGGAAUUGGGGCAUCAAGAGCUUUAAUUUAAGCUAAAAGCUUAACUUGAGGAGAAAAAGAUAAAAGCCUUGUUAUUAGUUUGUCAUAGUUAAUUAUUAUUUUUAUUUUUUUUUGGUCAAGUAUAGUUAAUUAUUAUUACUAGUAUAAAAUAUGUCCCAUUAUUAUUCUUACAAAUAUGUCUCAUUAAUAUCAAAUUGGUACUCCAGUAGUAUCAAUAUUUGUUUUUUGUUUUUGUGCAACAAGAGAAUCCUCUAAAUUCAUGAAAAUAUUUUAGAGUUAAAUAAUGGGCUGUUUACUUUCA
This is a messenger RNA of Trifolium pratense (red clover), 1734 nucleotides long. RefSeq names its product purple acid phosphatase 22-like. The record is from RefSeq and is a predicted model, not a curated record. The coding region runs from base 134 to 1459 and encodes 441 amino acids. The transcript is spliced from 5 exons. Lineage: Eukaryota; Viridiplantae; Streptophyta; Magnoliopsida; Fabales; Fabaceae. Gene Ontology annotation, molecular function: metal ion binding; acid phosphatase activity.